Messenger RNA from Solanum stenotomum, 2088 nucleotides. Its product is annotated as extensin-like. The transcript is spliced from 3 exons. The record is from RefSeq and is a predicted model, not a curated record. Lineage: Eukaryota; Viridiplantae; Streptophyta; Magnoliopsida; Solanales; Solanaceae. Bases 174 to 1685 code for a protein of 503 amino acids.
CUCCAUACUACUACAAGUCACCACCACCACCACCAAAGAAGUCUUCUCCCCCACCAUACUACUAUACUUCACCACCACCACCAACUCAUUACUAUCCUCCACAUCAUCAAUUUGUAGUCAAAGUUGUUGGAAAAGUCUAGUGUUUUAGAUGCCAUAAUUGGAAGCACCCAGAGAUGUCUCACGACAAGAAACACCUGAAAGGUGCUGUUGUUGAAGUGACUUGCAAGGCCGGUGACAAAGAAAUUGUGAGUUAUGGUACCACUAAGAUCAAUGGCAAAUUUAGCAUCACAGUUGAAGGAUUUGAAUAUAGCAAAUAUGGAGCAAAGGCUUGCAAGGCUAAACUCCACAAUGCUCCUAAGGAUUCAAAGUGUAGCAUUCCUACAAACCUUCAUUGGGGAAUUAAGGGUGCUAACCUCAAAGUGAAGUCAAAGAAUAAAUAUGAAGUUGUACUUUAUGCAAAACCAUUUGCUUAUGGCUCAAAGACACCUUAUGCAGAAUGCCUAAAACCCAAGCCUACACCUGCUCCAUACUAUUAUAAAUCUCCUCCACCUCCAACACCGACUUAUGUUUACAAGUCACCACCACCUCCAUCACCAAAAUAUGUGUACAAGUCACCACCUCCCCCAACCCCGACAUACGUUUAUAAGUCUCCACCACCACCUGCUUACUAUUACAAAUCUCCACCACCACCAACUAAGUCUCCACCACAUUACUAUUACAAAUCUCCACCUCCACCAUCACCAAAACCUGCACCGGUAUACUAUUAUAAAUCUCCACCUCCACCAUCGCCAAAACCUGCACCUGUAUACUAUUACAAAUCACCACCACCACCAUCACCAAAACCUGCACCAGUGUACUAUUAUAAGUCACCACCACCACCAUCACCUUCUCCUCCACCUCCUUACUACUACAAGUCUCCUCCACCACCAUCACCAAAACCCGCACCUAUAUACUAUUAUAAAUCACCACCACCACCAUCGCCAUCACCCCCACCACCUUACUACUACAAGUCCCCUCCUCCACCAUCUCCAUCACCACCCCCACCUUACUACUACAAGUCUCCUCCACCACCAUCACCAUCUCCCCCACCUCCAUACUACUAUAAGUCUCCUCCACCUCCAUCGCCUUCUCCCCCUCCACCAUACUACUACAAGUCACCACCACCACCAUCUCCAUCUCCUCCACCACCCUACUACUACAAAUCACCACCACCACCAUCACCAUCUCCUCCACCACCAUACAUCUACAAGUCUCCUCCUCCACCAUCACCUUCACCACCUCCACCCUACUACUACAAGUCACCUCCUCCACCGUCACCUUCUCCACCACCUCCCUACUACUACAAGUCACCACCACCACCAUCCCCAUCUCCUCCACCACCCUACUACUACAAGUCUCCUCCUCCGCCGUCACCUUCACCACCCCCUCCAUCCCCAUCUCCUCCACCACCCUACUACUACAAGUCUCCUCCUCCACCGUCACCUUCACCACCCCCACCUUACUACUACAAGUCGCCUCCUCCACCGUCACCUUCUCCACCACCUCCUUACUACUAUCACUCUCCACCUCCACCCGUAAAGUCUCCUCCUCCUCCUUAUUACUACAACUCACCUCCUCCACCAGUGAAAUCACCCCCUCCACCGGUAUACAUUUACGCUUCACCACCACCACCAGUUCACUACUAAGAGGUUUUAAGAGUGUAGUCAUUCACCACAAUCAAUCAAAUUUUAGUUUGAAACACAAAAUAAAUGAUGGCUUCUUGAGGAAUAGAUUCAAACGUCAAUGGUACAAAGCAAUUAAUAUAUGGAAUAAGAUGAUCAAUCUUUUAACUGAAGGGUUGAUUCUUCAUGACAUGGACAUAUUUGAUUCUACUUCUCUUUUGGUCUUCUUGCACAUUGUUUUCUUAGUGCGUUCACAUGAACGUAUCUAGGCUUUGAUGCUUCUUAGAGCUUGUUUCUUUGUAACUUAUUAUUUGUAUUGAGGAUAUUGUCCUCUUUUUAUUCAUUCUUAUUAAUUAUUAUUGUAUGUUGUUCUUGUAACACCUUCAUGUACUUUGUGCACAAAUCAAUAAGAAGAUCAAUUUUAUUA